Messenger RNA from Vitis riparia (riverbank grape), 1262 nucleotides. RefSeq names its product photosystem II D1 precursor processing protein PSB27-H2, chloroplastic. Lineage: Eukaryota; Viridiplantae; Streptophyta; Magnoliopsida; Vitales; Vitaceae. The record is from RefSeq and is a predicted model, not a curated record. Gene Ontology annotation, cellular component: photosystem II; chloroplast thylakoid lumen. The transcript is spliced from 3 exons. The coding region runs from base 538 to 1074 and encodes 178 amino acids. Gene Ontology annotation, biological process: photosystem II repair; photosystem II assembly.
AAGAAUUUGGAAUCUCUUCACCAACAUUGUGUUUAUUCUUCUUAUUGAUUCUGCUCAUAUGUGUCCUUUUUUUUGUUUCUAAUUAAAGGGCUCCUGGGUUUUCAGAAGUUUUUUGUGGGGUUCUGGGGUUGGUUUGGUGUCAAAUUAAUCUUUUUUGAAUGAGAGGCAAGUAAUGAAACUCAAGGGAAAAGAAUGGUGGGUAAAGUUACAACUCUCAAUUUGGGAUGCUGUGGAUCAUUUGAAAGUUAAAUCUGAGAAGGAUGGUGAACUUACAUGUAUUUUGCAAGAAAUUAGGGCUUUAAUUUCUCGCCUUUGGAAGUUAUUUGUAUCUCUUAGAGAAUAUGUGGACAAAAUGUUAACUCUGUAGUUGAAACAAAGAUUUGUGCUUAUUGGCUGGCUUUUUGUGUGUAGGAUGCACUGGAUAUAGCUACUUGACUCGGAUUGAGGUUAAGGAAUGAGGAUGGCUGUCUUUCUUGCAAUGAAGAUAUGCCCCCCAAUGAUUCCUAAACCAAUUGAGAAAAACUCGUAUAUUCAUGAAUGUGUCACAUUGUGCUACCUUCACAAGAAUCUCCAUCUAGUCGGCGCCAUGUUUUAGUAGGUAGUGGUGCUUCACUGGUGGCCAUUCUAACUUUCAAUGGUGGCUUUUCGCCAUUGCCAGUAUGGGCUGAAGAUGAGUCAAAUGGCCAAGAAGAUGAUGAAAAAGGUGUUGUUGGGGCCAUUAAGUCAUUGUUUGAUCCUAAUGAGAAAAUAAAAUCAGGAAAAGUGUUACCAAAGGCUUACUUGAAUUCAGCAAGGGAGGUUGUGAAGACACUACGAGAGUCAUUAAAGGAAGACCCUAAGGAUAUUGCUAAAUUUAGACGAACUGCAGAUGCAGCAAAGGAGUCAAUCCGAGAGUAUUUGAGCAGUUGGAGAGGGAAGCAGACAGUAGUCAGCGAGGAAUCGUAUGCUAUGCUAGAGAAAGCAAUCAGGUCUUUAGCCAGCUUCUACUCAAAGGCAGGCCCAUCUGCUGCACUCCCAGAAGAGGUCAAGUCUGAAAUAUUGGAUGAUUUAAACACAGCUGAAGAAUUUUUGUAGCCUGAGUUUCUUGCCAUGAGAUGCAUAGUUGCAUUAAGUCCACAACAGUCAAGGAUGGCAAAUCUAGCCUGCUAUACUUCGAUGUAUCUACUCUGUAUCAAAUUAAAAAUUUCCACUGCUUUGUUUCAAUGGAACUGUUUGUAUCAAUGAGGUCCACAUAUCUUUAUAUAUUUGUAUAUUCAAAAUCA